AUGGUGGAGAAGAAGACUGCCGGAGGGACCGACGUCGCGGGCAGGGAGAAGAGAUGCGACCAAGAAGAGUCCUCCUACUACUCGCAAGACGGGUCUGUGGAUUUCAAGGGCCGCCCGGCGGUAAAGGCGAAGACGGGAGGCUGGACUGCCGGGUUUCUCAUUCUCGGUGAGCUGAAGCUCCAUGAAUCUUCCAUUGACCUCUGGUCUUCCCACGCCACAGGCUGAGCUAGGCUCACUGGUUAGGGUCGACCCUUCCUCUUGAGCCAAGCCCAGAACAGUUCCCACCGCACACUUCUCUGACGCCCUCUGACAUCAUCCCUUAGACUGAAAGCCCGCCAAUAGAUGCUCCCGAAGAAGGUGCCUUUAUUUAACUGGUCGAUUGAACGCCACCUUCGGCACCACGAAUUUCACGAGUCAUGAUCAACCCAUCUAUUGGUCCAUCGUCUUUGACCACCACCACGAAUUUCACGAGUCAUGAUCAACCCAUCUAUUGGUCCAUCGUCUUUUACCACCAUCACGAAUUUCACGAGUCAUGAUCAACCCAUCUAUUGGUCCAUCGUCUUUUACCACCACCACGAAUUUCACGAGUCAUGAUCAACGCAUCUAUUGAUCCAUCGUCUUUGACGUCUAAUCGAUUAGUAGAAACCCCCCCGCCGUGAAACUCGAUGUCUGAUGACAUAUUUCGGCGCGUCUUAUACAUGCGCAAUCUUAUCAAGUAUUAUCAAUUAUAAGUGAGGCCCCCAUCGUCUUCUCUAUCUCUGUCCAUGAAUUCCACGUAGCGUCUACGGUUAAAAAGAGAUUUUAAGCGGAACUACGAGCAAGUCCACGUCUCAUGUCUUAAAGAAUAAAAAUUAAACCUUCUUCUAGAGACCUCAAGAAUAGGAAAUCCAUCGAUUCCCUUCAUGGUAUUGAAAACCACCUAGAUAAAUGAUGGUUUGUCGGGUGGGUUCAGGUGGGCAGGGAACAUUACUACGAUGGUUCGAUUAGAUCUUGCACUAUUAAUAAGCAUCCUCCAUCAAGAGCCUAGCCUUAAGCAGUUUACUCACACAUAGCAGCCAAAUUUAUACGCUAUUAAGUUUAAUCAUUUUCUGAUUUUUUUUCUCAUAAAGUGGUCUUGAAUCGGAUUAUCCAUUGGCUUCUCAAGGAUUAAUUUUCGUCGUUUCUAUUUUUCGCACGGUGUUUCCCGUUAUAUCUCUCAUAGAUAGCCUAAUUCCACUCUGCCAUGAAACUUUAAUCUAGAGAUUUGUAGCUCUGGUUUGCCAAUAAUAGUAGUUGAUUUAUUCGUACUAAAGUAAGCCUGUGACUUAAAAAAAAGGCACAAUUAUUUACGUAGGGCUUUGAUAUGGCCUGGUUGUGUUCUUUAUGUUUCUUUAUCUGUGAUUUGGGUGAGAUUGCGCAUUUUUGUCCGUCUGAUUUGAGAGUUUGGUGGAUCUGAACAGUGAAUCAAGGGCUGGCCACCCUGGCCUUCUUCGGCGUGGGGGUGAACCUGGUGCUCUUCCUAACGAGGGUGAUCCAGCAGAGCAACGCCGACGCGGCGAACAGCGUGAGCAAGUGGACGGGCACCGUCUACCUCUUCUCCCUCGUUGGGGCCUUUCUCAGUGACUCCUACUGGGGGAGGUACAAGACCUGCGCCAUCUUCCAAGCUAUCUUUGUCGCCGUAAGUGUUCUAACAAAAGGCCCAAAUGGAGUAGUUAACCAGGCGUUGGUCUCCAUCUGCCCUAAUGGUAUCUAACUCUCGUCUGCUGCUUUGUGGUCACAGGGCUUGGUGAUGCUGUCCCUGUCCUCGUACUUGUUCCUAGUGAAGCCCACCGGCUGCGGCAACGGGCGAGAGCUCUGCGAGCCGCACACCGCGGCGGAGACCGGCUUGUUCUACCUCUCCAUCUACAUGGUGGCGCUCGGCAACGGUGGCUACCAGCCCAAUAUCGCCACCUUCGGGGCCGACCAGUUCGACGAGGAGGAUUCGCGAGAGGCUCACUCAAAAGUGUCUUUCUUCAGCUAUUUCUACCUAGCGCUGAACCUCGGUUCCCUGGUCUCCAACACCUUCCUGAGUUACUUCCAAGACCAGGGCUCGUGGGCGUUGGGCUUCUGGGCCUCCGCAGGGUCCGCCUUCCUGGGCCUCGCCCUCUUCCUCGCCGGAACCUCCCGCUACCGCCACUUCAAGCCCUGCGGCAACCCCCUCUCACGGGUCGCGCAGGUGGUGGCGGCUGCAUCGAAGAAAUGGACGGUGAGGCUUCCCCCAAGCGGAAAUCACCUGUUCGAGGGCGACGGCAAGGAGCUGGUCACCAGUGGAGGAAGGAGGAUUCUCCACACCGACGGGUUUAGGUGGGCUUCUAGCUCUUCUCCCCAUCUCACAGUAUCUCCCUUCCGGGUUUUCGUUUAAAGAAAUAUGUAUCAGCCGGUGGACUCACUGAGGGGAAAAUGGCAGGUUCCUAGAUCGGGCGGCGGUGGUUGUUGCGGACGACUUCCCCAGCCUGGGCCCCGCGAGGGAUCCAUGGCGGCUCUGCACAGUGACGCAGGUGGAGGAAGUGAAGUGCGUGCUGAGACUCCUCCCCAUCUGGCUCUGCACCAUCAUCUACUCCGUGGUGUUCACACAGAUGGCCUCCCUCUUCGUCGAGCAAGGCGCCGCCAUGAAAACCCUCGUGGGCAGCUUCCGGAUCCCCCCGGCGAGCAUGUCCGCCUUCGACAUCGUAAGCGUCGCCGUCUUCAUCUUCUUCUACCGCCGCCUCCUCCACCCGCUGGUGUGCAGGCUCAAGAACAACCCCAAGGGCCUCACAGAGCUCCAGAGAAUGGGCGUUGGCCUCAUCAUCGCCAUCACCGCCAUGGUCUCCGCCGGCAUCGUCGAGCAUUUCCGGCUGAAAUACGGCUCCGCCGAGUGCCUCCACCACUGCGAAAACAGCAGCUCUCUCAGCAUCAUGUGGCAGAUCCCCCAGUACGUCCUCAUCGGCGCCUCCGAGGUCUUCAUGUACGUCGGGCAGCUCGAGUUCUUCAACAGUCAAGCCCCCGACGGCCUCAAGAGCUUCGGCAGCGCCCUCUGCAUGACCUCCAUCUCCUUGGGAAACUACGUCAGCAGCAUCCUCGUCACCAUCGUGAUGGACAUCACCGCAAGGGGAGACAAGCCCGGCUGGAUACCCGGAAACCUCAACAGAGGCCACAUGGACCGGUUCUACUUCCUCCUCGCCGCCAUGACCAGCGUUGACUUCGUUAUUUACCUGGCCUGCGCCAGGUGGUACAAGUCAAUCCGCCUAGAGAGCCGGGGUGGGGACGACUUCGACCGAGAGGCUGAUUCCGACAAGGCUUUGGCAGUCUAA
This is a messenger RNA of Spirodela intermedia, 3308 nucleotides long. The record is from the annotation of a GenBank genome assembly. Lineage: Eukaryota; Viridiplantae; Streptophyta; Magnoliopsida; Alismatales; Araceae.